CUCUGCUCUAGCUGUGUGUGAUGGUGCUUUCUUCUUCUGCUUUGCUGACCAUGAAUGACUCUGCUGUUGCUUCCAAUGUGUCUGUUAAAAAAAGGAAAACUGAUUCUUCUGUUUCUCCAUCCAGCACGAGUGCUUCCAAGAUCUUUUCUCCAUACAGAUCAAUUGGGAAUAUAACUAACAAUGUUCCUUUUGCCAUUGGCACCUUGGGUAAAACGUACUACAUAGUCACCAGUGUUGGGAAUUUUUUCCAGGUAUACGAUGCUCUAACCUUGAAUUUGCUAUUUGUCUCAAAGACGUUUUUACCAUCGAAAAUCACAAAUAUUUACUGUCAUUAUCACUACAUUUUCGUAACAUAUCAGAAUAAGAUCAACAUUUAUAAAAGAGGUAGUUUAAUUAUUUCUUUGGACUCAAAAUUGGAUUCAAACUACCCAAUCAAUAAUCUUUUGACCUUUGGUGAUUAUUUGAUUGUCUCUAAUUCAAAUAACCAAAUUUCCCUCUUCAAGAAACCAGUCUCAAUUGACCAAAAUGAUGAAAUCAUUAAAAAUAACACAAACUUUCAGGAUUUACUAAAAUUGCCAAUCAAAUUCUACAACACCAUCAAUUUAUCAAACGCCAACUCUGACGAUUUAAUUGUUAAAAUAAUUCAUCCCUCAACUUACUUGAAUAAAUUGAUCAUCGCAACAACUUCGCACAUUUUAAUUUACAAUAUCAAAACAAUAAAUUUAAUAUUCAAAUCAAAUUUAAAUAGCAUAUUCAGUCGCACUGAACAGGAUACUUCUCAAAGAAAUAAAAAUUAUCUUGGGGCCAUAUCAACAGUUGAAAAUUCCACAGUAUUGGAUAUCAUAUUAAUUGCAACCAAUUUAGGAAACUUGAUUUUUUAUGAUUUCAGAAAAGAUAAAGUAUUAAAAAUAAUAAAAACUUACUCAAGGAAAUCAGGGCCCUCAAAUCUUACUCCAAUAACAUCUCUAGCUUUUAGAUCUGACAGCUUUCCUCACUUAUUAAUAGCCUUUAAAAAUGGUAAUUUAUCUGUCUUUGAUUUAAAUUCUUUUCAGCAAAUUUAUCUAUUGCAAAGUGUCCACAAACAAUCCUUCGGUGGUAUAUCCAAUGUCAAGUUUCUAAAUGGUCAACCCAUUUUCAUCACAAAUGGUGCUGACAAUCAAUUGAAAGAAUACAUCUUUGAUCCUUCUUUCUCCUCUAAUAAUGAAAAAGCAAUCAAUGAUUCCUCUUUAGUUCCUUUACCAAGGUUACUAAGAUCAAGAGCUGGUCAUUCUGCUCCUCCAACUUCAAUUCUUUUUACAGCCCAUCAAUCCCAUUUCAUUCUUUCAGCCUCAACUGAUAACUCAUUUUGGUCUUUUUCAUUAAGAAAAGAUUCUCAAAAUCAAAAACUAUCAUUUAAACAGUCUAAAAAAAAUAAAAAAAUCAUGAACAUCAAUAACUCAAACAAUAGCAAUGACCACAAUAAUGAAAUCAUAUCAAUGGAUUAUCAAAUAUUAAAAGAAGACGAUUGGGAUAAUAUCCUAACUGCUCAUAAAAAUCAAAAUUUUGCCAAUACUUGGUCUUUUAAAAAUAAAAAAAUUGGCAAUUUCAAAUUACAAUCCUCCGAUAAUUCAAAUAUUAAUACUGUUAAAAUCUCUUCUUGUGGAAAUUUUGCCUUUUUAGGCACUGCUAAUGGAAAUAUUGACGUUUAUAACUUGCAGAGUGGUAUACUAAGAAAAAAAUUCAAAUUGCACAAAAAUUCUGUAACAGGUAUCAUUAUAGAUUCCAUGAAUAACAAAAUGUGCUCUACAAGUUUAGAUGGUUACAUUGGAUUUUACAAUUUCAGAAACUCAAAAUAUUUAAGCAAAAUUAAUCUUGAAUCUCCCAUCACUAAAAUUGUUUAUAAUCCCAUUUCGGAAUUAUUGGGUUUGGCCUUGGAUGAUUUAUCUAUUAUAAUCAUAGAUUUUGAAACUAAAAGAAUUAUUCGUCAAUUAUUUGGCCAUACAAACAGAAUAACAUCUUUAGAUUUUUCUCCUGAUGGCAGAUGGAUUGUUUCAAGUUCUUUGGAUUCAACUUUAAGAGUUUGGGAUUUGCCAACCGGGAACUGUAUUGAUGGUUUCAAAAUAUCAAACAUAAUUACUAAUCUUAAGUUUUCUCCAAAUGGUGAUUUCUUAGCUACUUCUCAUGUAAAUGGCAAUGGUAUUUCACUAUGGAAUAAUAAAAGCCAAUUUAAAAUGAUCUCAGUCAGACAUGUUUCUGAAAAGGAUUUUAAGCUAAUCGAUGUUCCGAAUAAUACUUCUGCUGGUGGUCUGGGCAUAAUAGAUUCGGCUUUUGAUAAUGAUAAUCAAGAUAACGACGACUCUUUGAACAGUUAUUCUACAGUUGAUCAAAUAAGCAAAGAUUUAUUAACUUUGUCUAUAGGUCCAAGAUCAAAAUUCAACACUUUGCUAAAUUUAGAUACAAUUAAACAGAGAAAUAAACCAAAAGAACCACCAAAAAAGUCAGAAAAGGCUCCUUUCUUUUUAUAUGAAACUGAAGAUAAAUCACAAAAUAUAACUUCAAAUGGAAAAUCAGAAAAAAUUGAAAAGCUCGUCAGCACUGAAAAUCAAAAUUCUGAUAAUAAUAAUAAUAAUAGUGAAAAGAUUCCUUCACUCACAAAUCCCGAAAGACCAUUGAAAUUUUUCAAUAAUGAAAAUACAUUAGCUUUUGAAUCAAAAUUCACAAAAACAUUAAGAGAAUGUUCUGUCUUGGAUGAUUACACAAUAUUUUUAGAUUUAAUUUCAACAUCCUCUCCUUCCAGCUUAGAUUUAGAAAUCAAAUCAUUAAACACAAAGGAUUCCUCUUUAUCAGAAAUCAAAUUAUUUGUGAAAGCCAUGAUCCACGGAUUAAAUUCUAACAAAAAUUUCGAGCUUUACCAGGCAUUAAUUAAUCUAUUAUUGAAAAAUCAUGGGGAUUUGAUAUCCAGUAGUUUGAACGACGAACAAGAAUUGGAGUCUUUGCUAGAUGAAUUAAAUAGAAUAAAUAAUGAAAAAACAAAUAGAAUUGAUGAAUUGAUAAGAGUCUCGGCAAGUAUCGUUAAUUUUUUUCAAACCUAAUUGAUUGAUUUAAGAGUCAAAAUUUAUCUUUUAAUACAUGAGUUUGAUUGACACAGCAUUGUUUUUAAUCACAUUUCGAAAAUGCUUAAAUUCAAGAAAUUUUUUUGUAAAAAUCGCAUAGAGCUUCCAAUUUGUACCCAUGUCAUACUAAAUUACUGCUUUGGCUCAUACUUUUAUUGUGAAUGGGAAACUUCUAUGGUUGAUUAUUCAGCGAUCCGGUUUUAUGUUUGCUGUCUUACUUUCCUACUUGUAAUUAUGAUCAUAAAGCUUUUAACAGAAGAGUGCUAUUGGAAAAGACGCAAUUUCAUAAUUCUCUUCAUAGACAGUGAUUUUUGUAUAAUGGAAUAUAG
Ascoidea rubescens DSM 1968 is the source of this 3421-nucleotide messenger RNA. It is a transcript of the gene UTP21, whose product is annotated as rRNA-processing protein UTP21. Bases 51 to 3071 code for a protein of 1006 amino acids. NCBI's taxonomy places the organism in Eukaryota, Fungi, Ascomycota, Saccharomycetes, Ascoideales, Ascoideaceae. Gene Ontology annotation, molecular function: protein binding. The record is from RefSeq and is a predicted model, not a curated record. Gene Ontology annotation, biological process: rRNA processing. Gene Ontology annotation, cellular component: small-subunit processome; Pwp2p-containing subcomplex of 90S preribosome. The transcript has a single exon.